AUGACAAAGGCUGAGGGCACCAACCACACCUGCACGCAGAUCGCUGCCUAUGUGCGUGGGCUGGUACCAGUAUGCCGUAUCGUAGCUUUAUUGUGGGUGUAUAUCAAGUGUCAGACUAGUCCACCCACGGGUGAUAAUAUUCACCCGUUUGGCGUAGGCUACAGCGGCCCUCCCUCGCAUGACGCACUCAGAAAGGACCAAGGAAAUCCCCAAGCAGGAGUUACGACACAAGUCUGCCCCUGCAGGACAGCGGGGUUACUUCCUAGCAGAGAGAGGAUCCUCACAGACCAACCCAAACGGCACUUCAGCCACGGUUUAAACCUCUCGCAUCCACGACAAACAACAAACAGUUGUUUGGACGAACAGCACCGACCCAGAGGCAAAUAUACGAAGACAUCCUUCGCAGUACAGCGAGAGACAGCACGACCAUUUGCAAACAUGUACGGCACGACAGGAAUGCCCGACCUCAUACCGCCAGCAGGUUCUCUUCGACCAAGAUCGGUAGUCUCGUACAACACCGGGCACGGAGACGGAUCCAACGGCGCGGAACCCCCGCGGAGAACGCAGAGAGCGCCCAAACUCGGACAGAUCGGGCGCUCCAAAAGAGUAAUCAUUGAUGAUGAAGACUUGGAUGACAUCAUGAACAACAACAGGGGCUUCCCCAUCAGUGUCUCACCUGUUGCCUAAAGCGUGACAGACUGUGCCAAAGCUGUGAAGAGGCCAAUACCGUUACUCUAGCAAAUGAAUGAUUUCAAUACACAAAAACAACUAAACAAGAAAUGAAUCAUUUAAACACAC
Molecule: messenger RNA, 798 nt
Organism: Electrophorus electricus (electric eel)
Lineage: Eukaryota; Metazoa; Chordata; Actinopteri; Gymnotiformes; Gymnotidae
Source: RefSeq, a predicted model, not a curated record